This is a messenger RNA of Entamoeba dispar SAW760, 861 nucleotides long. Its product is annotated as adaptin ear-binding coat-associated protein, putative. NCBI's taxonomy places the organism in Eukaryota, Evosea, Mastigamoebida, Endamoebidae. Gene Ontology annotation, biological process: endocytosis. The transcript has 2 exons. The coding region runs from base 1 to 861 and encodes 286 amino acids. Gene Ontology annotation, cellular component: membrane; clathrin vesicle coat. The record is from RefSeq and is a predicted model, not a curated record.
AUGUCAAAUUCAGGAGAAACAAUUCUUCUUUCUAUUAAGCAAUGUAUGUUGUUUAAAAUAAUUGGAAAAGAUGGUCAAGUAAAGAAAAAUGCUGCAGAUUGGCAGCAAUCAGAUUUUUUAUGGAGUGGAAGGUGUUUAGUUACUAGAUCACCUGAACAUUGUAUUGUCAAAUUUGUUGAAAAUAAUGAUAUUGAAUUUUGUUCUUGUAUUGUUUCAGAUAAUUCUAUUCAAAAUGUUAAUGAUAGUAGUAGAUAUUUUAUAUUAAAAGUUAAUGAAAUAAAUGGUGGUAGAAAAGCAACUGUUGGUCUUGGAUUUGUUGAUAGAUCAAAUGCAUUUGAUUUUAGUGCAGUUCUUCAAGACAUUGAAAGAAAAAUGAAUAAAAAAGAUUCUACUCAAGUUGAUUCAGUUCAAACUGACAAUUAUAUACUAAAUGAUGGUGAGACAAUAUCCCUCCCUUUUGAUAAUUUAACAGCUGUAACUGAUACUCCAAAUAAUUUACGACCUUUUGAUGAAACAAAAGUCCCUUCUAUAACUUUUAAUGCAAGUCAAGCCCAACCAAUUGACAUUGAAGAAGAAAAAGAAGAAACAAUUACUGUAUUAAAUGAAGUACAACCUCAAACUAAUCAACCGCCUUCUAUAGACUUCUCUAACUUUGGUCAACCAACACAAGUAACUCAACAAAAAUUAGAAAUUAAUUCAACUACAAAUUCUACAAAUACUGUUGACUUAUUCUCUAAUUUUAAUCAACAACCAGUUACCCAUUCUCAAAAAGAUACUAUCAAUUUUGAUUUAUUUUCUUCUCCAUCAACACAAAAUAAAUUAUCAACUCAGAAUGCUUUGGAUAUUCUUCUUUUUAAUUAA